CAGCCACAGCAGUUCGGAGCAGCCCGUCUGUCCCUUCUUCCUCCCUCUCCUCCCCACGCGCGCGCUCUAUAAAUUCCACUCCCCACUUCCGCCCGCAGCCUCCUGUCUUGCCCGGCGGCACACGAGGUAGCAGCAGCGCCAUGGCACCCUUCUGACCGGCCGCUGCUGACUGCUGUGCUGCACAUCUGUCCUUCCCGUACCGGCGGUACCGCGUUGUACAUGUGUGAAGCCAGAAGCUGCAGGUUUCCCGGUUCGUAGGUUUGGUGGCUCCGUACAUGCGCGCUUGAGUUUGCUGAUGUUCAUCUAAUUUACUGCGGGGAGAAGUAGCUAUCUGCUGAGAGAAGGCAAAGGGGGAGAAAUUGAAAGGUCACUGGGGAGACAAUCAGAGCUGCAGAUGCCGAUCAGAUUACGGGAGUACAAUUAGAUCAAAGAUCAAUUACUAAAUUGCCCAUAUUUACAUUUAUUCAAGUUCCUAACCUACCCUCGUAGAAAUCAGUAGUGAUCACAAUCCGGAGGUGGAGGAACCGGAGGUUCCCCCAAGCAUCGUAACAAACCUCGAUUCUCUAAACCAAACACGCUGUUAGUUCCUCUUCUGUUCUCCUUGAGAUCUACUUUUCCGUAUCAGAUAGUGAAACGGCAGGAUGGUUAACUUUGGAAAGAAGUUGAUGCAAAAUCAAGUAGAAGAAUGGAAAGGGUACUAUAUCAAUUACAAAUUGAUGAAGAAAAUGUUAAAGCAAUAUGUUCAACAGACCCAACUUGGUGGGAAAGAUUGUGAACAAGUUCUUAAAGAGUUCUCAAGAAUUCUUGAUGACCAGAUUGAAAGGAUCGUGCUCUUUCUGCUACAACAACAAGGCCACCUUGCUAGUAGGAUUGAGGAAUUGGGAGAGCGACGCGCUGCUCUUCUGGAACAGUAUCAUAUGUCACAAGUUGCCCAGCUACGUGAUGCAUAUAGAGAAAUUGGGCUUGAUCUUAUAAAGCUUCUCCGCUUUGUUGACAUGAAUGCUACUGGUAUACGCAAGAUACUAAAGAAAUUUGAUAAGCGGUUUGGCUAUAAGUUUACAGAUUAUUAUGUCACCACUCGCGCAAACCAUCCUUAUUCUCAGCUUCAGCAAGUAUUUAAGCAAGUGGGAAUCGUAGCUGUUGUAGGUGCAUUAUCACGAAACCUUGAAUAUCUGCAACAUCAUCAAGGAAGCUUUGGAUCCAUCUACGAUCAUCCGUCAGUUACCUUGAAGGACCCUAUUAUAGACCAAGUGAACCAUGCAGUCCAGAAACUUACACAUGCCACGAAUUUUAUGCAAUUCUUGGGACAACACUCGCUUAUAGUCCAGGAAGAUGCACAAAGCGGAUCGGAGGAUCUUGUUGAUGAUCAGAGCUACCAUUUCAUGUCUCUGCUGCUUAACCUAGUGAGCACGUUUAUUUAUAUGGUGAACACAUAUAUCAUUGUGCCGACUGCAGAUGACUAUGCAGUAAGCCUUGGGGCAGCCGCAACGGUUUGUGGUAUAAUUAUUGGAUCAAUGGCAGUAGCUCAAGUGUUCUCCUCAGUCUAUUUCAGUGCAUGGUCAAAUAAGUCAUACUUCAGGCCUCUUGUAUUCAGUAGUAUCAUGUUGUUUUUCGGAAACCUGCUAUAUGCAUUGGCAUAUGAUCUGAAUUCACUAAUAGUUCUCCUGAUUGGACGGCUACUAUGCGGGUUAGGCUCUGCAAGAGCAGUGAACCGUCGCUAUAUCAGUGAUUGUGUGCCUCUCAAAAUCAGGCUACAAGCCUCUGCUGGAUUCGUUAGUGCUAGCGCUCUUGGCAUGGCAUGUGGUCCUGCUCUUGCUGGUUUUCUCCAGACAAAAUUCAAGAUAUACUGGCUCACUUUUAAUCAGAGCACAUUGCCUGGAUGGGUCAUGUCCAUUGCUUGGCUUAUUUACUUGCUGUGGCUAUGUCUUACAUUCAAGGAGCCGGAACACUUCACUGAAUCUGCAGUCAAUAAUCAGCCGUCAGAAUCUGGUCACCAAGGAAGUGCUAACUUGGAGGAAGGUUUAGCUCAACCAUUGCUUCUAGGCACAGAAGGAAGACAGGACGAGAUCUCAGAGGAUAAUGAAGUAGACUCGGAAAACUCUCAUGAACCAGCAACAUCAAUUGCUUCAGCAUACAGAUUGUUGACUCCUUCUGUGAAGGCCCAGCUAUUGAUAUACUUCAUGCUCAAGUACGCUAUGGAAAUUUUACUAUCUGAAUCAAGCGUUGUCACCACAUACUACUUCAGCUGGUCAACGAGUGAUGUGGCUAUCUUUCUAGCGAUUCUUGGAUUAACGGUUCUUCCAUUAAAUGCCAUUGUUGGUAGCUACAUUACAAAUUUAUUUGAGGACAGGCAAAUUUUGUUGGCAUCUGAAGUCAUGGUUCUUAUCGGUAUAAUCAUGAGCUUUCGUUUCACCCCUCACUACUCCAUUCCUCAAUACGUCGUUUCAGCUCUCAUCACAUUUGUAUUUGCUGAGGUGCUGGAAGGGGUGAAUCUAUCCUUGCUAUCAAGAGUAAUGUCGUCGAGGCUUUCCCGAGGAACUUAUAACGGCGGACUCCUCUCCACAGAGGCCGGGACGCUGGCCCGUGUAAUUGCAGACGCGACGAUUACCGCAGCAGGUUAUCUAGGCACGGACCUCCUCCUCAACGUCACCCUGCUGCCACCUCUUGUGAUCUGCAUAGUCUCCAUCGCUGCAACACUCUACACCUACAACUCCCUCUACUGAAGAAGCUGUUUCUCUGUAUCUGUACAGCCCUAUUCCCUGCAAAAGUUUUUCAUGCCCACAUUGGGCUGCAUCGCUUGUUAAAGCAUUUGUGAUUUGUGGUCCUCGAUCAACAAUGUAAAUGUCCAUUUGUUAAAUCUACAUAUACCAUGGACCGUAUCGCUGUA
Messenger RNA from Phragmites australis (common reed), 2887 nucleotides. RefSeq names its product SPX domain-containing membrane protein OsI_17046-like. Lineage: Eukaryota; Viridiplantae; Streptophyta; Magnoliopsida; Poales; Poaceae. The transcript has 13 exons. Bases 642 to 2723 code for a protein of 693 amino acids. Gene Ontology annotation, molecular function: transmembrane transporter activity. Gene Ontology annotation, biological process: transmembrane transport. Gene Ontology annotation, cellular component: membrane. The record is from RefSeq and is a predicted model, not a curated record.